This is a messenger RNA of Lentinula edodes (shiitake mushroom), 822 nucleotides long. RefSeq lists its product as uncharacterized. The annotation marks the transcript as partial. Lineage: Eukaryota; Fungi; Basidiomycota; Agaricomycetes; Agaricales; Omphalotaceae. The record is from RefSeq and is a predicted model, not a curated record. The transcript has 3 exons.
CUUCCUGAGUUUACUGAGCCAUCGCGGAAGUCGUAUAUCAUCAAUGCCAUUAAUACCGCCUAUCAAGCUACUCACGGAAAUGAUAUACCAGGGGUCUUUGUGAAAGGGGUGGAUUUCGAAGCUCAAGUAUCGGAGUUGGAGAAAAUAAUGGAAAAGGCUUUGGAAGAUGAUGAUUGGACCUUGUUGUUUUCAAACUCACGACAUUUUGUCAAGACUGACAUCGAUGCUUCUGGAGAAGAGGUAUGGGUGACUUCAGGUGGUGGCUUUGAACGAAGCGUAUUGCUUCUCCUCUUCCAGAAAUACUUUGAAAAACGGUUUGAAGAACUAUGCACACCACUUAUCGACUGUUAUUAUACCCUCUCAACCGUCCCCAUGUCCUCUACAACACCCAUAUCUGAGACCAAACGUCGGGAUUUGGGACUAUUUGGUGCAACCGUGGCCCUAGCCCUGGUUAACGGUUACCUUCCAGAGAAGCUCAAUCCGCUUCUGCUAGUGUAUUUUCUCUCAGACUGCCAGUUUGAGUGUCUAAAUAGGACUGCAGUCAUGGAUCUUUUCCCGGAACUCGGAAAUGCCAUACAGACUUCCGCUCUGACCAAUCGUACAAAAGAAAUGCACAACUCUAUUGCCCAUCAUAUGCUUCACAAUGCCAUUAUUGGCCCGGCUGAAAUAAAUCAUCCAUACUUCCAGGCUUUUAUAAAGGGAUUCAGACUUUCCUGCAAAAACCACUAUACCUUACCACAGGCAAGUCUUAUCGUUGUGGGAGAACACACACUUAAUUAUUGCGUCAUAGAUUUCCCGCAGCUUUGCAGGAGGUUCCUAUGA